CCAAGAUGACGCUCUAGUUUUGCAUUGUAUCCAAUGUCCUGAUUCUAGUUAUCAGUCUGCAGUAUUCUCAGCGAGCGCAGUAACCAAAAUGCCUGAAAUUCUUGACGAAGAGUGGCACCCCGUGGGCGAGGACGACAAGGCUAUCAAAGACGCCUUUGGCAAAGUCUUGAUAGAAGGUCCGAACUCGUUUGUAAAGGGGGAACCAGAGUCUCCGUCUUUUAUCCUCAAGACAAAAGGAUAUUAUGAUCUCCAGCUGUAUGUCCUGGGGGGCAUCCGCUUCCCAGAUUCCGACAGGAAGUUUGAAAGUGUUUACCCCAAGAAGGGUGUGCAGGUGCUGGAAGACCUUGAUCCAGGAAUUCAUGAAUUCACUCGAGAUACGGUUGUUGCUAUUGCGCAACACUGCAAGGAGUUUGUUGACAAAGGACUUGGUCGGCUUACAACAUUGGCAAGUGGGACGAUCACAUAUGCCGAAGAGGCCAUGGGCCUGUUGAAGUUGGAAGGAGAAACAAGUUUCAAAGAUCAAAUUCCUGUCCUUCUUGAUCCAAGGUAUAAAACACAGCCGAAGGAUGAGGAGUUCAAAGAAGCUUUAGAAGGGGCAACGAUGGCCCUGAAUCGUCUGAGAUCGACAGCAAAAGAGAAACAGGAAGAUACACAGGAAGUUGUCACAUUACUGACUUCUUUUGUAGUCAAUACAAGCAAGGACAAGAAGGAGGCCGAAUUACUCCAACAACAAUUCCGCGAUGGACCUGUCAUAGAUCGUAUCACCAAGGAGAAAAGAAUCGAAAAGAACGGCCAACCAAUCAAGCCAUUCAGCAAGCUCUUGGAUGCGGAAAUCAUUCGCCUGCAGGAAGAAAUCGAAAGGGAAAUCGAGAGAGCCUCGUAUGAAAGAGAUGUGAUGUCGAAACAUGAACCCCAGCCAUUCGCCGCAGCCGAGGGGGAUAUCAUCGGCGUCAUUAUGGACGCGUACACAUACAACCUGGCUGAGAAGAAGUACAACGAAAUGCUGGAGCUUGAAAAGACACACACCAAAGAAAAGACUGAUGUGAGGCGUUACAUCACCAUGGUGAGAGCUUUGCUGCUACAUAUGGAGACGCUGGUGCCCCAGAUGGCCAAAGCUCUGGAGGCCGCAGAGGAACUACAAGAGCUGUUCGAGACCCAAGCGGACAACUUUGACAAACUUAGACUCAAGCUUGCGGGUAUACAGGAGGGGGUAGAUGCCCAAGGGCUGAAAUGGCGGAAGGCAUGGAUUACGACGAACAUUGACAAGUCCGUGCAAAAGCUUGAAGAGAUCAAGCAGGCCGCGUUGGCAUUUGACAGAACCGCCAAGAUCAAGGUGGUAGAGGUUGAACGAAGGCUUUCAAGGUUUCAAAGUCGGCCCUUGAACGGUUAUAAGUGACGAGGGACUAUGUAGUUGCGCCU
Messenger RNA from Aspergillus novofumigatus IBT 16806, 1419 nucleotides. RefSeq lists its product as uncharacterized. Bases 89 to 1396 code for a protein of 435 amino acids. The record is from RefSeq and is a predicted model, not a curated record. The transcript is spliced from 7 exons. Lineage: Eukaryota; Fungi; Ascomycota; Eurotiomycetes; Eurotiales; Aspergillaceae.